Messenger RNA from Paramecium octaurelia, 303 nucleotides. The record is from the annotation of a GenBank genome assembly. Lineage: Eukaryota; Ciliophora; Oligohymenophorea; Peniculida; Parameciidae.
AUGGGGUAGCUUACUAAAAUCGACUUAGUAGCUACUCUAAGUGUUGAAUAAUAAUUUUCUAUCUUACUUUAGAAAAUCAGUUGUCAGUUAGAAGCUCCUUAACUCUCUAGAAGACGUUGCAACCUCUACUACCUUCCCACCGCUAAGUAUCUGUCGGAUACUAAGGCUAAAGCAUAAUAGUAAAGUCACUUCCUGAUUAGAAUCUGUAAAAUUGAUAUUCAUUUCUUAGUAACUUUCUAAUGUAAUCAGCUUAACUCUUAAUUAAAGAGAGACUCUGAAAAGGCAAUAGUGGUGCUUCCAUGA